CUAGCCUGCUCAUGCUAGUUGUUAUGAACUGUGGUACCUGACAAAGCCUCUGAUGAAGAAUUUACCUGUAAUUCUAUGUAUUCUUGCUCUGGCAGGAGUUGGUAUUUAUAUUUAUCAGUUCCACGAGGAUAAAUAUCAAUCUGUGGUCUCGUAUGUUGUUCAAUCGGCCAAUUCUCUGAAGCAGCGAGCUGGUGUAAAUCAAGGUCCUAUAGUAACCCUACCAGCUACCACAUCAGAACACGUUACUUCACAGAGUGGGAAGGAAGCAGUGUUGAAUAAUAUCGUAGAUGCAGUGUUGAAGGAGGACGACUCUAAAAAUGUAAAAGAGGACGACUCUAAAGAGGACGACUCUAAAGAGGACGACUCUAAAGAGGACGACUCUAAAGAGGAAGUUGAGCGUCACACUGAUCAAGACAUGUGGAUGAAGAAACGUUCUGAGGCGUGUGAGAAGAUAGAAACCAUCCCAAUGUCAAAGUACGGGGAGAAUAUACAAGGUAUUGCUCUGAACUAUUUCACUAAGUUCGAUUCUAACUACAAGUUCCUUUACUGCUCUAUUCCAAAGGUGGCCUCUACAAACUGGAAGAGAACUAUGAUAGUUCUGAGUAUGGAUAAGAAAUCACGUGACAAAAUGACAAGAGCGCAAGUUAACGCUCUAAAGAACGUCCACAACGACCCGCGGAUACAGGCGCUAACUAAAGUUGACGGCAAUAUCCUAUACCCUCCUUACAGAGACUACUACAAGUUCGUAAUGUUCCGGCACCCUUUCACUCGCAUGGUAUCGGCCUGGAGAAACAAACUGCUGAUGGUUGAUGGUAGAAUAAACAAAUAUUUCUACAAGAACUAUGGUAUACCCAUCAUAAAGCUACUGCGGGGUAAAGGAGCCGAAACUAAGUUCCUGAAGAACCCAGCUGGUAACCUGGUAACAUUCCAAGAGUUUGUGGGUGGUGUAAAGAGCGGCAUAGUAGACAGACACUGGAUGCCACAGUCGGAGAUAUGUCAACCUUGUGCGGUCAGAUAUAACCACGUGGGAUUCUUUGAGUAUCUGAAUGAUGAUACCAACUAUAUUCUAGAUCAGCUUGGUGUUGGAGACGAGGUAGUAAAAGCAGACAAAGUCUCCCCCUCCGGACAAUACAAAUCAACAACAGAAGUAACCAAGGAACUGUUUAAUUCCCUCUCCCAGUCUGACAUUGACGCUCUGUAUCAGUUUUAUAAGAGAGACUUUAUUCUGUUUGGUUAUGAUAAAGAUGUGAAUAGUCCCUCCUUCCCAUUCCCAAGUAUACCCGAGGUCACGUGAUUUGAGGGAGUAGUCACGUGAUAUGUAAUGAAUUGACCUUUCAUAAUAGAUUGUGGGAGUUGGGGUAUAAAUAUGUAUAUUUUCAUUGUUUCAGAUUGUGAUUAAAACUUAUCUACGGUCAAAAUUUUUCUUCCAUUCAAAUUUCUGAUUGUUUCUGAAUAGACUCAGUGAAGACAGAUUUCCAUCAGAAUCUAUAUUCACUGAGUCUAUUCAGAAACAAUCAGAAAUUUGAAUGAAAGAAACACCAAAUCAUGAGAUUCAAUAAAACUACACGAAUGCACCAGAUUACGGUCAAAAUGUAUCAUUCGUUGAUAAAAGGUUGUUUGAAAUAUUUUAUUUGACUAUAUUAUGAUCAUAUGACAGUAAUUUUGCAUGAAGAUGGCUAAACUACAUUAUAUAAUAUCUUUCGACGUUAUCUGUGUCGCACGUAAGCAACUUGAAUAUGCUGACUGUAAAUAAUUUAGUAAAUUUAUUUUAGAUUCAGGGUGAGUUUUUAAUGUAUUUUAACAAUUGAUUUCUAGUAAAUUUUGUAUUUCACUAUCAUUAUUACUAUGAUUAUUAAAAAUGAUUACGUAAUAUGUGAACGACCCCUUAUUAAAAGAGAUCAAAUUAAAUUUACCAUUACGGGUUUUAACCAGGAACCUCACUUGUCUU
Bolinopsis microptera is the source of this 1948-nucleotide messenger RNA. Its product is annotated as carbohydrate sulfotransferase 11-like. The transcript is spliced from 7 exons. The record is from RefSeq and is a predicted model, not a curated record. Gene Ontology annotation, cellular component: membrane. NCBI's taxonomy places the organism in Eukaryota, Metazoa, Ctenophora, Tentaculata, Lobata, Bolinopsidae. Bases 53 to 1294 code for a protein of 413 amino acids. Gene Ontology annotation, biological process: carbohydrate biosynthetic process. Gene Ontology annotation, molecular function: sulfotransferase activity.